AUGGAUAACCCCCUUUUAAUCCUAAAAAAGGAACUAUUGUUGAUCUUAUUAAUGAAAUUGAUAAAUAGAAUGGAAAAAUAAAUAAAUACUUUUAGAUAAUAUUCCCUUAACAGGUUGUUGUUUCAUCUCAAUGUAAAGACUUAAUUCGUAAAAUGCUUGUUGGAGAUCCAAAAAAAAGGAACAUCUUUUGAUGAUAUUUUCACUCAUCCAUGUGGUUGCAUUGAUUAAAUUGAUUUUAGAAAAUCUGUUUUAUAAACUUAUGUUCCAUAACAUCAAGAAUUUAUCAAGAAUUUAUCAAGAAUUUAUCAAGAAUUUGUCAUUUACUCUCUAAUAAUAAAGUAAUUAGCUUCUCUUAAUUGUACAAAUUAUUUAAUCAAUAGAAAAUAAAUACAAAGAAUUAACCUAAAUUUGUAUUAAUUUUAGAAAUAUUUUGACCUAAUCUUUUUUAUCUAUUUAAUUGAAUAUUACUUAUUCAAAUUAGAAAGUAUGUAUUAAGCUACCAUAAAAUUAUAAAUAUUUUAAUUAUUAAUAUUUCUGGCUAACUUAUAUGAAAUAGUUCUAAAAAAUUAAAAUAUAAAUAUAUCUUUUAGUUUAUAGGUUUAAACCUCUAAGAAUAUUAAUUUACAAAUUAUUUUUCAUUUUAAUAUCAAGAAUAUACUGUUACUUUAUUAAAAGAAAUAAAGAAUUUGA
Paramecium sonneborni is the source of this 690-nucleotide messenger RNA. Lineage: Eukaryota; Ciliophora; Oligohymenophorea; Peniculida; Parameciidae. The record is from the annotation of a GenBank genome assembly.